This is a messenger RNA of Psilocybe cubensis, 1314 nucleotides long. RefSeq lists its product as uncharacterized. The transcript is spliced from 14 exons. The record is from RefSeq and is a predicted model, not a curated record. Gene Ontology annotation, biological process: transsulfuration. Gene Ontology annotation, molecular function: transferase activity, transferring alkyl or aryl (other than methyl) groups; pyridoxal phosphate binding. The coding region runs from base 1 to 1314 and encodes 437 amino acids. Lineage: Eukaryota; Fungi; Basidiomycota; Agaricomycetes; Agaricales; Agrocybaceae.
AUGGCCAACGCUUUCCACAAACAACCCGAGUUCGACACCCUUCAACUCCACGGCGGUCAAACCCCUGAUAAAGAGACCAACGCUCGUGCAGUUCCCAUCUAUGCAUCCACCAGUUUUGUUUUCAACGACUCAGCUCAUGGCGCAGAUCUCUUUGGUCUGAGGGCUCCUGGACAUAUCUAUUCCCGUAUCGGAAAUCCCACUGUGACUGUCUUCGAAGAUCGUAUUGCUGCUCUUGAAGGAGGAAUUGCUGCUGUUGCCACCUCAUCCGGUCAAGCUGCCCAAUUCCUUGCCAUCAGUACUAUUGCAGGUUCAGGAGACAACAUUGUGUCAACUUCUUACCUAUAUGGAGGAACUUACAAUCAGUUUAAAGUUACUUUCAAACAAUUCGGAAUCGGCGUAAAAUGGGUCACUGAGGCCUCACCUGAAGCUUUCGCUGCCGCCAUUGACGAGAGGACUAAGGCCAUCUAUGUUGAAAGUAUCGCAAAUCCCAAAUACCGCGUUAGCGAUAUUCCUGCUCUCGCUAAGAUCGCUCAUGAUCACGGCAUCCCACUUAUCGUUGAUAACACAUUCGGAAUGGGAGGAUUCCUUACAAGACCUAUUGACCACGGCGCCGACAUCGUUGUACAAAGUGCGACAAAAUGGAUUGGAGGCCACGGAACUACUAUUGCUGGUGUUGUUAUUGAUUCCGGCAAAUUCGACUGGACAAAAUCUGGAAAAUUCCCUGGCUUCACUGAGCCCGCUGAAGGAUACCAUGGUCUCAAAUUCAGCGAGACUUUUGGACCUGCUGCCUUCGCUGUGAAAGUUCGAACUGAAGGUCUUCGUGAUAUUGGCCCUGCCCUAAACCCCUUCGGCGCCUUCCUCCUCCUUCAAGGUCUUGAGACACUCAGCUUGCGUGGACAAAGACACAGCGACAAUGCCCUUGCCCUUGCUAACUAUCUCGAAAAACACCCUCAAGUUGCCUGGGUGUCAUAUCUUGGUCUGCCAUCGCACGAAUCGCACGAUCUCGCCAAGAAACUUCUUAGACCCAAUGCUUACGGAGGCGUUCUUUCCUUCGGUGUCAAGGGAGAUGUUAAGACCGCCAGCAAAGUUGUCGACAGCCUCAAACUGGCUAGCAACUUGGCCAAUGUCGGUGACGCGAAGACUCUCGUUAUCCACCCUGCAUCGACAACCCACUCGCAAUUGACUGAGGCCGAGCAGCUUACUUCAGGUGUUACACCUGAUCUUAUUCGCGUGUCUGUUGGUAUUGAGGAUAUCAAAGACAUUAUUGCCGAUUUCGAGGCAGGUCUGAGGAUUGCUUUUGCCGAGGCUCAGUAA